UCGUUCGGAAAGCUCGCGCGCCCUGAAAGCAUGCAAAGGAGCAGCAGCAGCAGCAGCAGCAGCAUCAUAGGCACUGCUGGCCCCAGGCUCAUGGAAGUGAGCAGGGAUGCUGCCCCAUUGCUCCUCCCGCCAGCCCCCAUGGUAGCCCUGCCUGAAGCAGAGGGUAUUCAUAAUUAUUCCCUCUCGGAUAUCCCUGCCACUCGAGAACAGCUCUGCCACUAUCGUAAUGCAGCAGAAACAGCCCGCAGUGAACUUGCAGCACUCCUAGUAAAGUAUGAAUGUGCUCAGGCAGAGCUUUUAGAUCUCAAAUCCAAAAUAACAGCUAAAGAAGUAUAUAUUGAAGAACUGAAGGCUGAAAUUGGAAGCUAUAAGGAGAAUGAUGCUAGGCAAUCAUCUUUACUCAUGUCUAUACAAAGUAGACUCCAAGAGAUUGAGAAGGAAUCUGCUACAGUUGCCAUUUUGAAAAAACAAGGGGAUCAGAAAACACAGGCAGUUCUCCAGGAGAAUUUGGAACUAAAGGAGAAAGUGAAUGAACAAGAAUCAGAAAUCAGAAAGUUUUUGAAUGCAUCUGAAGAGAGCAAGACCCAAGCCUCUAAGGCCAGCAGGAAACACUGCGAGUUCAUUGCAGAUGUUUGUCAUUUCUUUGACAUGGACAUAAGAGGGAAAGAAGACCCACAGAAACUUCUGCUUGCAAAGAUUGGAGACAUGCACAAAGAAAAUGCUAUGCUAAAAGGACAAAUUGCUACACUGAAAGAGACCAUAAAUGUUCAUGAGGUGGAAUCAAAAGCUAAUAGAGAAACUAUCACAAGGCUCGCCUCAGAACUGAGCAAAGAGCAGAAAAAGACAACAGCCUGCUCUCAGGACAUGGAAGAGCUAAGUAAAGAUUUAAACAUCACUAAAAGAGCUAAGCAGAGUCUCGAGAAGGAAAUAAGGAACCUUCAAGACAGACUGGAUGCCAGUCAAAGAGCCUGGGAAGCUUCACAAGAAGAAAUGAGCCUCUUAAAGAAAUGCUGCAGUGAAAAAGAGGAGACACUGAAAAGUAGCAUAGAUGAGGCCAGGGUUACAAAAAAUGUGCACAAUGCAUUCAAGGAGAAAAUUGUUACUGUGCUUAGGAGCAAUUCUAUUAUGGUCAGUCCAUCUACAGAGGACAUUUUGGAACAAGUUUGCGACAUGUGCAACAGGGAGGAGAGCAAAAAUACGAUCGUAUCUCAGCUCGAAGCCCAGAUAACUAAACUUACCAAGACACUGGAGACUCAGAAUGUGUUGCACCAGGAGGCUUUGCAAAGGACCAGAAAAGCUGAAAACAAUUCUGAGACACUGCACAAUCAAUUGAUGCGUCUGGAAGGGGAACUGGUGUCUGGGGAUGUGAUACGAGAUGCUCUGAAGCUUGAGAAGCAAAAAUAUCUGAAGUUUCUGGAUCAACUUUCUGAAAAGAUGAAUAUAGAUAAAAUGGCAGCUGAUAUUGGAUUUGAUAUGAGAUUGGAUGCAGUAUUGGCUCGUGUGGAACAAUUAAUCAAACUGGAAGGAGACAAAUUGACAGAAAAUAAGAUCAUAGCACGGAAUCUGCAACGGAAGCUGAAAACUCAGAAAGAGCAACUUGAAAACAAGGAGCUACACAUGAAACUUUUGCGUCAGAAGAUAGUUCAGCUCGAAGAAGAGAAGCAAGUGCGCACAGCCCUGGCAGUGGAAAGAGAUGAGGCCAAUCUCACUAUUAGAAAGUUACAAAAAAAAGUGGAUAGAUUACAGAAUGAACUUGCCUUAGCAAGAGAAGCAAACACAGACCUUAAGGUUAAAUUGGCUGACACCAAUGAAUUGAAGAUCAGAACGCUGGAACAGGACAAAACCAUAGAAGAUCUAAGCAAGUCCCAAGAGAAACUGGAAAAGAUGAAGGUGAAGGCUGAAAGCCAGCUGACCUCUGUUAAGUCUGAGUUACAUGUCGUAGAACGGGAAGCAAAGGAAGAUAAAGAGAAGGCCAAAAAUAUGUUGGAAUCUGUUACCAGUGAACUGACAAUGCUUAAAUCUGCUUUAGAAGAAGUAACAAAAAGAAAGAGACAACUGUCAGACUUCAGAGAAGUCAUCUCCCGUAUGCUGGGCCUCAAUAUUACCACUAUUGCUCUUCCUGACUACGAAAUAAUUACUCGUCUGGAGGACCUGAUCCAUUCUCAUCAGCAUCGUCUUGUUCCUUGUGCCUGCUUCAGAGAUGGACCAUUGCAGCUUCUUCACUGAAAGAAGGCAGUGGAAUUUCCUUUUUUCUGCUUCUCCUCUUCUCUUUGCCAAUGUAAAUGUUCCAGAACUUGACUCCAGAGCACUAAAACACUGUUAGUCCACUGUUUAACAAAAUCCUGUUCUCCAAGUGUGAAAGCCUUUUAAUAGUGUCAGUACUACUUUUUCUCAAUGUGAACUUUAAGUACGCAGGAAGUAUUUUAAUAAACAGUAUUUUCUUUAUUGCUGAAAAGCUUAUGUACUCAGUCUCAAGAACUGAAAGAACAAAGUAAUCAUUAUUAUCUAGGAAUGGAAGCUCUACUCAUUGACAUUGCCUGAGCUCAGUGUUGGACAUUUCCACCUGAAAUCUUUCUGGAGGUAAAUAUGCGGGGGGGGGGGGGGGGAAUUAGUUUGAUAAUGAUUUAAUUUUUUCUACAUAUAACGGAGUGUAAUUGGGAAACAUUUUAAACUGCUAUAAUGCUUUAUUUAAAAACAAACCGAAAGACAGUGUAUCUGUGACUGUUUCCCUCAUAUUAACUGUCAAUUUUACAAUAUUUGCUUUUAUUAUGGAAGUGUACUAGCAUCUAUGUUAGUCUAGCCAAAACAAAUAAAAAUAAGUCUAACAUGAACAAAGUUCAGAGAGUUUUUGAACUGUGCAAUGUAAUUAGCUGCCUGAUAAAAACAAAACCUUAAUAUCUCCUCAAUUUUGGGAUGAGAAAAAUAUAGUGGCAGUAAUUUUCACCUGACAAGUUAAUAUUAUUUAAACGCCCAUUUGGAUUUUCUACACAUAAGUUUAUAUCAAGAUUCAUUCAUAGGUUCCACAGAAAUUUAAAUUGUGUAUUUAGCAUAUACAGUGCCAUAACAGUAUAGCCUACUGUAAAUAUGACUGGGAGUCAGGGGCCAGCCCAAGCCGAUAGUUGUGAUUUGUGUGCCUCAAUGAAACAAGGUAGAACAUCAAUCUAUUGGUUUUGUGUGUGUGUAGGAAAUCAUUUCACUAAUGUUGGAAGUCCUUUGUACAACUAUGAUAUAUGUUAUGGUUCAACAACUAUAAAUGUACACAACUAUUUUCCAGUUACUGAUUUCAUUUUAAUUUAGUUAUGCUUUGGACUGCAGUCACUGAUAAUCAGUAGUGAAGUGAUAAAAAUGUCAUUGCUAUAGAUUUACCAUGGAAAGUCAGUUUUAAUGUUUGUACUCACCAUAAAUAAAAUUCUGAUCAUUUAAGAAAAUUAAA
Molecule: messenger RNA, 3433 nt
Organism: Sceloporus undulatus (fence lizard)
Lineage: Eukaryota; Metazoa; Chordata; Lepidosauria; Squamata; Phrynosomatidae
Gene: CCDC170
Product: coiled-coil domain containing 170
Exons: 11
Coding region: 31-2226 (731 amino acids)
Source: RefSeq, a predicted model, not a curated record